GUGUUAGCAAUAUAUAUAUUAUUAUAUAUAUAUAAAAUAUAUAUAUAUAUAUUAAUAUAAGUAUAUAUUAGCAUUUUAUUUGGUAAUAGUAUUAUAUAUUGUAGCCACGUUUAAACUUUAUUUAUUUAUUUUACAUUAUUUGUUAGCCUUACUGAAAUGUUGCGGGGUGCGUUAGAAAUCGGUGCAUCGAGUCACAAAGCUCUUUAUUUAAACCACUCAGUACCAGUGUAGUACAACACGGAUUGCGACGCACCCUAAAAAAAAAAAAACCGCCUCAUCUUUCUAUAGACUAGUAGAAACAUUUAGGUAAGACGUCCACGAGUUCUACAGCUUCAGCUUGUUUUUACUCAUUUUUGUAGUUAACAUAAGAAAAAAAAACACGCAUUAUUUUGUAGUUUAUAGGGUGUUGGGAUAAAACUUUGGACAUCUGGUGCAUUUGAUCUAAAUACAAGUAAUUUAUCAGGUGUUUAAUGAAAGAAAGCAAAAAUGGACCCAAAUAGGCCAUCAUUUCGAGCAGGAUUCCCCGUUGUUCCACAUGUUCCUGUGGCACGGGGUCGAGGCUUACUCGCAGAUGAACGCUCCCCAGGACGAGCCAGAGGUUUGACAGCAAGCGAGCUCUCUGUGGGGCGAGCUUGGGGUUUGGCUGUAUCUACAGGAGAGCCCUCGGUAGGCCGAGCUCGAAGCCCGGCUCAGUUUGCGGACGAGCCGUCUGUGGAGCGAGCCAGAGGUUUAUCUGUGAUGGCUGAGGAACCUUCUGUUGGUCGUUCUCGAGGUGCUCCUGUAGCUCCAGCAGAAGCUAUGGCUGGGAGAGGUAGAGGUCAGACGUCCACCACGUUGUUUCCUUAUGGCAGAGGAAGCCCGGUGUUAGGCAGUGACGAGCCUGUUAGUGUACCGCAGGAAGGGGAGGAGAAGGAGGAAGGGGGCAGCAGAGGGUUUGGAAGAGCCAGAGGGUUUCUUCACACAUCUAAGGAACCUGCAGUGGGAAAAGGAAGAAGCAUGUCACUGUUUGGUAAAGAGUACGAGCCUCCAGGUGAAAGCGAACAUGUGGAAACUUCUGGAGUUAUUCCCUGUUUGCAGGAGAAGGAGACACCCAAAUUUUGUGCUGAUGUUCCAGGUCCAGGCUCGUCUCUGCUGUCCAUGUUCAGAGGAAUGGGCAUUGAACCGUCUAAGACCUGGGGCAGAGGAACCACAGCUUUGGGACGAGAUGCAUUGGGUGCUUACCGAGAAGAUGUUCAGCUGCCUCCUGUUGUAUCUGAAGGCGCUUCAGGCUACAGUGGCAGUGUUGCAGGUAGAGGACUGAUCAAAGUCGAAAAAGCUGCAGGGUUUCCAGUGGGUCGAGGUUCCGGGGCCCCGCUCUUACCCCUGAUCACGAAAGAUACCCCCCUGACCCCAGCAAUCUGCGCUCCGAAAGCAGAGCUGAAGAUGGAGGCAGAACGCGAGCCGCUGAAGAAAGUAGGAACAAAGGGAGAUCCGGUCUCGGUCGGCUCGAACCACAUCCCCAUCUGGUGCAAGAACGAAGCCGUGUUCCAGUAUCACGUCACCUUUAUGCCAAACGUGGAGUCAGUCAGCAUGCGCUUUGGGAUGAUGAAAGAGCAUCGGGCAACUACAGGAGAUGUAGUGGCCUUUGACGGUUCUAUCCUUUAUCUACCAAAACACCUGGGGGAGGUUGUUCAUCUGAAAGCUGAGAGGAGAACUGACAAUGAGGAGAUUGAUAUUAAAAUCCAGAUGACUAAAAUCCUGCCCCCACAUUCUGAUCUGUGUAUCCCAUUCUACAAUGUCGUCCUGCGCAGAGUGAUGAAGAUUUUGGGGCUGAAUCUGAUUGGCAGGAAUCAUUAUGAUCCAAAAAGUGCAGUUGUUCUCGCCAAGCACAGGCUGCAGGUGUGGCCUGGUUAUUCUUCCUGUAUAAAACACACAGAUGGAGGUUUGUACCUGGUCGUGGACGUUUCACACAAAGUGCUGAGGAGCGAUUCAGUCCUGGACAUCAUGAACAUCAUCUACCAGGAGAGUCGAGAGAGCUUCCAGGACGAGUGCACCAAAGAGAUAAUCGGCUCCAUAGUCAUCACUCGCUACAACAACCGAACCUACCGCAUCGACGACAUCGAGUGGUCCAAAUCCCCCAAAGAUUCCUUCACCAUGGCAGACGGCACCGAGAUCAGCUUCAUCGAAUACUACAGAAAAAACUACGGCAUCACCGUGAAAGAACUGGAUCAGCCCUUGUUGGUCCAUCGGCCGAAGGAAAAGGCCAAUCCUGGGGGAAAGCAGGUUAUAACGGGCGAGAUCCUGCUGCUGCCUGAGCUCUCCUUCAUUACCGGCAUCCCCGAGAAAAUGAAGAAAGAUAACAGAAGUAUGAAGGACUUGACGGCGCACAUUAACGUGAGCGUGGAGCAGCACACACACUCUCUAAAGCAGCUUCUAAGCAACAUCAGCACCAAUCAGGACGCAGUGAGCGAGCUGGAACGCUGGGGCCUCCAGAUCAGCUCCGAUAUACUGGUGACUCAGGGAAGAACUUUGCCCAUGGAGACCAUUUGCCUGCAGUCUGCCACAUUCGUCACCUCUCCGUCUGUCGAUUGGUCGAGAGAGGUGGUCAGAGACUCGUCUAUCAGCUGUAUCCCUCUGUACUGCUGGGUGGUUUUUUACCCUCGUAGGGCUGCGUCUCAGGCGGAGGAGCUGGUGACGAUGUUCCAGAAGGUCGCCGGGCCGAUGGGGAUCAGGCUGGACCGUCCGAUCUACGUGGAGCUCCGUGACGAUCGCACAGAGACCUACGUAAAGAGCAUCCACUCUCAGCUGAGCAGCGAGCCCAACGUGCAGCUGGUGGUUUGCCUCUUGAUGGGAAACAGAGACGACCUCUACAGCGCUAUUAAAAAGCUCUGCUGCGUCCAGAGUCCGUGUCCUUCGCAGGCGAUCAACGUCCGGACCAUCUCGCAGCCCAAGAAGCUCCGUAGCAUCGCGCAGAAGAUCCUCCUGCAGAUCAACUGCAAACUUGGAGGAGAACUUUGGACGGUCAACAUUCCCCUGAAACACUUGAUGGUGGUCGGCGUGGACGUCCAUCACGACACCAGCAAGAAAAUCCGAUCUGUGAUGGGGUUUGUGGCGAGUCUUAACACCCUGAUGACCAAGUGGUUCUCCAGAGUCACGUUCCAGAUGAGCAACGAGGAGAUCAUUAGCGGCUUCCGAGUAUGUCUUCUGGCCGCCCUGCAGAAAUACUACGAGGUGAACCACAGCUUCCCCGAGAAGAUCAUAAUCUACCGUGACGGAGUUUCAGACGGUGAGCUCAAGGCCGUGGAGCUGUACGAGAUCCCGCAGAUCCUCAAAUGUUUCGAGACCUUUCCCAACUACGCGCCGAAGCUGGCCUUCAUCGUCGUGCAGAAGAGGAUCAACACGACCCUGUACGCGUACGGGGGAGAUCGGUUCGGAACACCUCCGCCAGGAACCGUGCUCGAUCACACCGUCACACACAGAGACUGGAUGGAUUUCUACCUCAUGGCUCACUCGAUUCGUCAAGGCUGUGGAUUCCCGACACACUACGUAACCGUGUACAACACUGCAAACCUCACAGCGGAUCAUCUCCAGAGGUUGACCUUUAAGAUGUGCCACUUGUACUGGAAUUGGCCCGGGACGAUCCGCGUGCCAGCGCCAUGCAAGUAUGCCCACAAACUGGCGUACCUGUCAGCGCAGUACCUCCACUCCGAACCCGCCAUCCAGCUGUGCGACAAACUCUACUUCCUCUAAAACCAAGGAUUUUCUGAUGUUCUUUUGCUUUAU
This is a messenger RNA of Tachysurus vachellii, 3762 nucleotides long. It is a transcript of the gene piwil2, whose product is annotated as piwi-like RNA-mediated gene silencing 2. Lineage: Eukaryota; Metazoa; Chordata; Actinopteri; Siluriformes; Bagridae. The record is from RefSeq and is a predicted model, not a curated record. Bases 487 to 3729 code for a protein of 1080 amino acids. The transcript has 23 exons. Gene Ontology annotation, cellular component: P granule. Gene Ontology annotation, molecular function: protein binding; piRNA binding. Gene Ontology annotation, biological process: regulatory ncRNA-mediated gene silencing.